UCAGUUAUUGUUAUAACGGAGCGGGUCAAAUAUAUCUACUCCAAACAUUGCAACAGCGGCAUCAGUCAUUGCAUUGGCCUUGUUCCAUAUAUACGCGACUAUAUGACGUUCUGAUAUUAUCACCAUAAUUAUUGGCUUCGAAUUAAACUUGAACUUGAUAGAAAUCUUCACACAGCGUCGUAAAAAUGGCAAAUGGAAUGCAUUAUCUCACUUUGGGUAUGGCGGUUUUAGUCGUGACCGUUGGAAUACUGAAAGUAGCACCUAUCGACCCUGCGCAUGGGUUUAUGGUGUCCAAGAUGAACGAGUAUGCAACAGUGACGCCUUUAAGAUACAUCGGGAUUCAGCUUUCAGGCGCUGGCUUUCGAGCUCUUAUCGCUGUCCUCGAGAUCGCCUUCGGAUCCCUCCUCGCAUUCGGCCGGAACGACUGGCCGGUCGUCAGCGGGUUCGUCGUCCUGGCGAUCUCUACCAAUGGUCUAUUGUGUCAGCUUGCACUCCGCGAAGCUCCCGCAGAUUUCGUGGCGCCCAUUUUGAUCUUCGUUUUGAUUGUUGUCAUGAUCUUUGGACGGAAUGGGCUGUUGGGCCGACGUGGCAAGCUACAUCUUUCUUGAAGUUUGACUAAACGUGGGAGGAAAAACCCUGGCCUUAAUCGUCAUACAAUAUGUUCUCAUUAAUCAUAACAUUGACAGCAAUAUUCAAAUGAAUCCUCAGUGUAUGCCUUAUCAAAGACGCCAUCAAAAUUGUCGAGGGAUAUCGGCCUUAGUUUGUAGAUAGGUUUGGGGGGAAAUGAUAACAAUAAUAACUGUUUUUUUAAAGAAUCUGACAUACCAUUGAAAACUAAAAAUUAAAACAUUAAAGAAUAGAUGAAUAAGAAACAGUGAAUAAAUAAUGAACAAUGAAUAUUCAUAAAAAGCGACAGUCCCCCUUUAAAAAUGUGAAUUGGACAAUAUUUAACCCUCGAAACUAUUUAAAACAAAAUUAUAAGAAAUACAGUUUCAAAAUACCAUAGUAUCUGUUCUCAAUUUCUCAUGCUACUGUAUUCCAUCGUUACGUACAAAAUACGGUUAUCAAAAUAAUUCAGUUCUUUGAUUGAACUUAGUUAGUUCUAUUAAAUUAAGUGAUAUGCCGGUCUAUGAUAUUUCGGUAUGGAAUGAAAUAGACUAAGUUUGAACAAGAGUUGUGUUUACUAAGAUUUUGAUAUAAAAUUGCGGUCAAUUUACUAUAAAUUCGUAAAUAAAAUAUGUCAUUAUAAUUAUUUGUAUGCGGAAUACUAAACGAACAUAACUUAUGUUCCUUGUUAAUAGGCCUACGUUGAAGUAUGUGAUUAUUAUUAUCAAUAAUAAUGACCACAUUUCAUAAAGCGUUUUACCGGUUAUAACUACAGCUGGAAUGGAGCUUCUACCUUGAAACAAAAAGGAAUCGGGGGUGUAUUUUAAAGACCGUCAAUACUACUGGGCCAGAAGGGAUUAGACCACACAGCGAGGUCACUGACAGGUGGCUUUCUCUUUAACUCAGCUCUCAACUAA
Messenger RNA from Strongylocentrotus purpuratus (purple sea urchin), 1523 nucleotides. RefSeq lists its product as uncharacterized. Lineage: Eukaryota; Metazoa; Echinodermata; Echinoidea; Camarodonta; Strongylocentrotidae. The record is from RefSeq and is a predicted model, not a curated record. The transcript is spliced from 2 exons. Bases 186 to 608 code for a protein of 140 amino acids.